Messenger RNA from Gregarina niphandrodes, 2532 nucleotides. RefSeq names its product 5'-nucleotidase domain protein. Gene Ontology annotation, molecular function: hydrolase activity. Lineage: Eukaryota; Apicomplexa; Conoidasida; Eugregarinorida; Gregarinidae. The transcript has a single exon. The record is from RefSeq and is a predicted model, not a curated record. Bases 1 to 2532 code for a protein of 843 amino acids. Gene Ontology annotation, biological process: nucleotide catabolic process.
AUGGGUAGCCGGGCGCAGGCUGAUAUGUCGCUCUACUCGCGUUCUUUGUCCGGAUUGUUACCGCGUGCGUUCAACGAACGGAUCGUGGAGUUACGCGCUCGUCCGAAGAGUUUGUCGUUACAGCCUGUUGCUGACGCGACAAACGUGCAGCCUGAGGAGCUGGUGACACUGAAGUUUUAUUUGAAGGACAACCUGAUUGAGGACAGUUUGGAGGAAGAGAAUCUGGCAUUUUUGCCUGACCAAGUUUUAGCCCGAGUUAGUGUGGAAUUCGGAGAAGAUCUGGAGUUAGUUAGCACCUCCUACGACGUUGAGACAUCGAGUCUGACAGUCCAAGUGAGGACAGCAGACGACAUCGUUGCCGGUAGCCACCCAGUCACGGUCAACUACCGCCAGCGCGCGUGUGUAUCGAACGCGUGUGCAUCCAAUGCGGACGAGGCAUCUAGUGAAGACGAGGGGACGGAGCGGUUGGUGAAAGCAGUGGCGCACGUGCACGCGGAUUCCGAGGUUGAGGAACUGCACGUGUUUGAGUUCAAUGAUAUCCAUGGCCGGAUCGGCUCGGCUGUGGAGGGUGCGAAUGCUCAGGGGUUGAUUUUCGCGGGUAAGUUGUUGGCCGAGAUGGAUGGGAAAGACGCGGUGUUGUUGUCUGCGGGUGACAACAUCGGUGCAAGUGUGUUUGCUAGUGCGAUGAACAAUGACACGCCACUGGUUCGGUUGGAAACGUUGGUCGGAUUGCAGGCUUCAGUGGUGGGUAACCACGAGUACGACCAGGGUUGGGCGGCGCUGCAGACGCGGCUGGUGGAGGAGUGGGAGGGCAUGCCUAUGUUGGCGGGCAAUGUGAAGUUGCGUAGCGACGGUUCAGUGAGUCUACCUCUUUCAACCGUGGUCACCUCUUCAGGUGGCGAUUACAAAGUCUGCGUGUCCGGCGUGGUAACGACCGAGACGCCGAGCAUGGUCUCCCCCGCCGGGAUUGCCGACCUCGACUUCCAGGACGCCGCCGAGACGAUCAAGGCCGCCGAAAGAGUCAAAGACGCAACCUGUGACGCGAGCAUCCUACUGGUGCAUCAGGGCGCCCCACAGGACGACCCCGAGAACACGUACAUGGACGAUGUGUUGGCCGGCGAUAGUGAGUUCGCACGUGUGGUCUCGGCGGGUGCGAGCUUCGAUGCGAUUCUUUCCGGCCACACACACCAUUACUACCAAUAUCUAAAGGAGAGGGAGGGGGCAUUGGUGCAGCCCAUUAUCCAGACGGGUUGUUAUGCUGCACGCAUUGGUCAUAUCACGUUAACCUUCAACAAGGCCGACCGCAAACUGACACAGGUAGCGUCUGAGUUAAUUGUAGUUGACCCUGCCACGGAGGCAGAAAAUUUGCCUGGCUGGCUCGAAAAGUACCCAGAACUUGUGGAGAUCCGGGCCAUGCUGGACGAGGCUUUCACAAAAGCUGACGAGGCAGGGAACGAACAAGUAGGUACUGUGGAUGGCGCCAUUCCCAACGAUAUGGACCGCUCCCACGAGUCGCCUCUGGCGGACUUGGUCGCCGAUGGACUGCGUUACGUGUGCCAGAUUGCUGCGGACAACAAUGCUGCGGAAAGUGGUACUCAAAGUGAAAUCGUGCAGGCUGCGUUCAUGAACCCUGGCGGUGUCCGAGUCCCAAUCGAUUACAAGGACGAUGGCGUCGUUACCUACCGUGACGUGUUCAACGUACUGCCCUUCGCCAACACGAUUGUGUGCGGAAACAUGACGCCUCAGGCCAUUUACGACACACUUGAGUACCAGUGGAACACGCUUCCGCAUGGUACGGACGGUCAGACCGCCGGGCGGGAACGUAAUCCGCUCAUUCUAGGUGUGUCCGGACUUGUGUAUGAGUACGACGUUUCUAAACCGGAAGAACAGCGCGUCGUGUCCGUGUUGCUUGUAAACAAUGCAACGGGCAUGACUACCAAGUUGGACCGCACGGAUGAUACCACUCAAGUGCUGGUAGCGACCAAUGACUUCUUGGCCGCGGGUGGCGACUCUUUUUUGGCCGUCGCAAGGACCAAGGCAGAAGACUGGAGACAGAGCGGCUAUAGCGACAGCGAAAGCCUUGUCAAGUACAUCCAAGACCACUCCCCCGUGCAGUCCGUCUUCCAGCCUCGGUCCACUCCCUCCGGCUGGCAAGACGUUACCGACACCGUCGCCAUUACCGCCGGUUGCACCUCCGACCGGUUCGUCCUCUCAGUCAACUCACCAGACGCCGACCUAGAUACAGCCCGAGUCUUCCUUAGCAACCACGACGACCCAGCAUCCAAUGACAACCUACUCGCAGUCACCCCCAUUGGCCAAAACCAACCCAGUACCUUUUAUGUUUCCGGCCUCUAUCAGAACAACGUCACCGUCAGCGUCUUCUCUGAACUCUUCUCAGGAAACCCCAUUCCGCAAGGCGUCAGCGCUAAUUUCGAAGCCCUUUGCGCAACACCCACCAACCAAGCGAACGGAGUACACAGCCUUACCGCUGCUGCUCUCACCCUGACUAUCUUGGCUGUCUCGUGUAUGUGA